AAGGUUUCCGGCUGUCCUAGGAUUUCAACAUGAAUCCGAAUGCAGCAAGUUGUGCGUUGUGCUCGAUAGAUAAUUUGAAAGAGAUGUGGGGGAUCGACGCUGAACUUCGUGACGGAGAAACCAUGCGAACAUUUCUGCAGUUCGCGGGUGUGGUUGAGGCCAAGCAUUUAGUUAGCUACACUGUCGUGUGUGAUGAUUGUAAGAAGCUGGUUGAUUCUAGCUAUGAACUUCAUCGCCUGUACGUGAAAUCACUGAUAGCUCUUCGAACGGCGGUGCAUCACAAUCAGGGUAAUAAACCGAGGACGGAAGUUCUGACGGCGGGUGUGCAUGGAGACUUUGACACGUUUUAUGCGGCGAAUAUCAGUUUUAAACGCAGAUCAUCAGAUGAGAACUUGGGUGAUCUCAUGGACAGUCAGUUGUUGAAACCGAAAGUCGAGCUUGUCGAAGGCGAAUUAAGCGAAAAUCUGAGCGAUGAACGAUCGUCUUUCGCGCUUGAUGAUGCGCUGUACAGCGAAGAGAAUGCAUAUCAGAAGUCGGGCUCGCACAACCAGAGUGAACAGUCUGCCCGCGACGAUCAUCUAUUCGUCAAAAAACCGCCCCAAGGAAGAUCCAGGGUUCGAAAAGGACGAGUCGAUCAAGACAAUAAAAAUGUGCAGUUGAAAGAGUGUCCACAAUGCAAGGAAUUCAAGCUCAAACCGCUUGCAGAAAAUGCUUGGUUUUGCAGCAGAUGUUUGUAUUCAACUUCAGGCGUAUCUCCGAAAAUUAAUCCGAAUUUUGAAAGUGCGUCAGCCACAUGUCCGCAUUGUGGAAUGGAGUACUUGGACAUCGCUGCGGCAAUUAAAUUACGGAAAGUGUCAGAUCUCAAUUUUGGCGUAUUUUUGUGUCGUCCGUGCAAGAAAACUUUCAUGGUUGACGCAGACGCCUUUAAUGCAUCCAAACCUGAUAUGCCAUGCGAGCGGAAUGUGAAGCAGGAUCUUGUCCAUCCGACAGAAUGUCGAGAGUGUUCGCGGUGCAAAAAGGUUCUUACGGAAGUGGACGAAGGUAGUGCGCGAAAGUUGUUGUGUUUGAAAAGUGUUUUGUUGGAACAUGUUCAAGAACAGUGA
Messenger RNA from Notodromas monacha, 1103 nucleotides. The record is from the annotation of a GenBank genome assembly. Lineage: Eukaryota; Metazoa; Arthropoda; Ostracoda; Podocopida; Cyprididae.